AUGUCGGACACGACUGUGCGAGACCUGACACUGAUUCAGUGCCUGAUCUCAGCAGGUCGGUCAGCCAGCCAGUGCUCCCUGGUUCCGCGGUGCGGGGCCGCGACUGGAGGACCCGCACAGUCCGGAGGGGCAGAGGGCCGGGCUCCGCACCCGGGCCCAGGCCUUCUCCCGCAGCGUGCACCGGUCCCGCGCGCCCGCGCAACCGUGGCUGGCGUUGGGACCGCGCGGCGAAGCGGGGCUCUCCGAGGAGGAGGUGGCGCCCACCGGGCAGGGCUCCUCCAGGAAUUCCGGCGAGCAAGAUCUAAGGCACAGGGAAGACCGGACAAGGUCACGCCCUCCUGGGCCUGCAACUAUCCGGUCAGUGUAGAAAUCCAUGGCCCAGUUCCGACCGCGCAGCGGGCAGGCGCUGCAGCACUCCCCCGGCUGGAGCUCCAGAGAGUUUCCCCAGCUGGCGUCCCAGUGACAAUCCGCUGGGUUUUCCCUCCGCAGAAGAAAGAGCCUUUGAAAGAAAAAGAAAAGCCAUUUGUCCUCUCAUUUCUCUGCUGUAUCUUAGUGGAAAAUGUCAGUAACUUAUCAACGGAUAGAAGAGGAGUUGCGAAUGGUGGGGGCCAUACAAGCAAUGAAUGGCAUGCAUAUUCAGCUCCUGGGAGGACUCUGGAGAUACUUUUUCAUCUCACAAAUGAGUGCAAUAUCAACAGUAUACAUUCCUAUUGCAGUGCUAGUGGGAUACCCAUUUUGGUCAUCUCUUACUUACUUGCUCUCAGGAAUGAUUACAAUAUUGACAGAGAGGAGGCAAACAAAGUUCAUGAUACCCUGCAUGAUUUCAAUCAACAUCUUCAGCCUCUGUAUCUCAGUGAUCGGUCUGAUUUUACUAUUAAUUGAGCUUGCUAUAGCUAUCUUUUUAAUAUCAUCACCUAUUUGGCAACUGGCCGAGCACAUCAGGAGGGGUCUCUGCUCCGUGGUCACUCAGCGGGGACUACAGAUAGACAGAGCCUAACAGAGGUUCACAGUGUCUCCUCAGUUUCAGUAGGAGACAGGAGAGUUUAGAAACUGUUUGUAUGUCUUCUCCAAUCCAGAAAUAUCACAGCACAUAUCUCACACUUCAUUGGCCACGACUAGUGACAGGACCCAGUCCACUUCCAAGAAGACCAAUAAAUAAAGAGAAGAAUUCCAGGAGCAA
Molecule: messenger RNA, 1180 nt
Organism: Cavia porcellus (domestic guinea pig)
Lineage: Eukaryota; Metazoa; Chordata; Mammalia; Rodentia; Caviidae
Exons: 7
Coding region: 1-882 (293 amino acids)
Source: RefSeq, a predicted model, not a curated record